CCGCCCCGCCCCGUCCCGCCCAGCCGCCAUGGGGACGGUGGACAGCGCCUAUCCGCGCUCCCCGCGCGGCGCCAUCAAGAUCGCCCGCUUGCUUGUGGCUUUUGCAACGUUCAUCUGCUUUGUUGUCUCAAGAUCCCAUGAAGCAUAUACAGCACUUGCAAUCAUGGAAGUUAUCAUCACUUUGUUAUUUUUUCUACUGUAUUUACUAAAACUAGAUAAAAAGAUGAAAUGGCUCUUUUGGCCUUUAGCUGAUAUUUUCAACUCGGUGAUUGCAGCUGUGUUUCUCCUAGUUGUGUGCCUGUUUGCGAUAAUAAUCAAGACAAACUAUGGGACGCUGGUUGGGGGAGUGUUUGGCCUUGUAUUGCUCGUUCUGUGCAUUGUGGAUGCAGUUGUUCUUUUCCGGAAGAUCAGCCUCAGUGGACCCAGAGGAAGGAAUUACCCUACCAGAUGAGAGCUACCAUUUUAGCUAGAGAAUAAUUUCUCAGUCAAACAUUCCUGUUACUGUGUUCUUCUAAAGAAUUUGUAUUUUAAUGUGUUCGUGUGUUGGAAUUUCCUGUGUAUUUUUCUACAUUUUCACAAGUAUUGUUCAUUAGUAUUAAUAAUUCUUACACUUAAGUAUGUAUUUUCAGUGUUGCAGUUCCAGUGGUUUAAGCAUCUGUGCCCUGUGCUUUUCUAAACUUAUUUUUUUUCACAGAUGAAAAUGUAAUUUUAUAAUUGCCUUCUUCCUAUAAUAAAAAUGAAAGUGCAAA
Rhea pennata is the source of this 749-nucleotide messenger RNA. Its product is annotated as chemokine-like factor. NCBI's taxonomy places the organism in Eukaryota, Metazoa, Chordata, Aves, Rheiformes, Rheidae. The coding region runs from base 29 to 451 and encodes 140 amino acids. The transcript is spliced from 4 exons. Gene Ontology annotation, cellular component: membrane. The record is from RefSeq and is a predicted model, not a curated record.